Messenger RNA from Peronospora matthiolae, 1437 nucleotides. Lineage: Eukaryota; Oomycota; Peronosporomycetes; Peronosporales; Peronosporaceae. The record is from the annotation of a GenBank genome assembly.
AUGGCCUCGACCGAACACUCGCACCUGCUGACACGCAGUCUCGCCGACACAUGGGACAGCGGGCACACGGCCGUGAAGCCAUACGGACCAGCGGUGACGCUCGCGAUGGCCCUCAACUACAUCAUUGGUACGGGCUGCUUCGGGCUGCCGUAUGCCUUCAUGGAGGCAGGUAUUGGACUCUCCUUGACGCUCCUGGUCGUGGGCGUGCUCGGUUCGCUCAUCACGAUGAACUACACGCUCGAGUCAUUGGCUCGUGCUGAAGGCGUGUGCGCCGCCACAGGUGGCGGGGUCCCCCGUCAUCAGAUCACGUAUCGCAAGUUCGACUUUGCCACCAUUGCCGAGAUGUUUGUGGGACGGAUGGGCAAAGUCGCCGUGCAGCUCGUCAUGGGGCUCUACUGUGUCGGUUCGCUCUGGUCCUACGCGUCCGUGUUCUCGUCGUCGACGGCCUCGAUCUUUUUCACAUACGUGGUCGGGGACUCGUGCGACGUCUAUGGCGCCUCGCCGUCGCCUGGCUGUCUGGAUGCAUACUACGUCUUUAUGGCCAUCUUCUCCGUGAUUGUGCUGUCAAUGGUGCUCAUGGACAUCAGUGACCAGGCACUGGUGCAGAAGUUCUUGUCCGUGUAUCGACUCGUGGCCUUUGCGCUCAUGUUCAUGACCAUGACGGUCAAAGUGGUGAGUGACGGAUCCGACGCGAUGGCGUCUCGCUACGCGGCAAUUGGACUCGUGAACUGGCAGAACUUUGGCAAGGGCUUUGGACCCACGCUACUGGCUCUCAAUUGCCAGUACAACAUGCCGGAUGCACUGCAGCCACUGAAUCCCAAGUCCAAAGCGCGUUUCGUGGCGUUUGCUGCAUUGCUUAUUGCCGGCUCGUGCUACCUCCUCGUUGGCCUUCUUGGCGCGUUGUCGUUUGACGAGAUCAAUCCUCUGGCGACGCUGAUGUGGAGUUCAUACUCAGGUUGCGGCAAUGGAUGGGAUGAGUGCGGGUACUCGAACCCGUUCGGUAUCAUGGUGCAGCUGAUCAUUCUGUUGUUUCCGGUGAUUAACGUCGUGUCCGCAUACCCGAUGGUAGGGGUCACCGUUGGCGACAACAUGCUCAAGUCGUUUCCAUCGCACCUAACCGCGCGUCUAGGUGAAGGCUUCACGCGUAGUUUGUGCCGACUUUCCGUGGCAGCGCCUCCGAUCUUGUUUGCACUUGCGUUCAAACGCCUCGACUUCAUCUUUGCCGUGGCUGGACUGUUUGGCUUUCUACUUGGAUUGACAAUUCCGUGCUGGUUCCAAGUGAUUGGUAGUCGGUACUGCCAGGGCGUGUGGGGCUUUUCCGGGGCGGCUAUCACCGAGUUUACUGAGCCGGUGGUGAGCUCCGUCUCCUUUGCCAGAGGCUUCUUGGCUCUGACGUUCGUUAUUACGGCAGUCGCGAUUUCCACGAUUGUCACGUGA